This is a messenger RNA of Penicillium odoratum, 1587 nucleotides long. Its product is annotated as Zn(II)2Cys6 transcription factor domain-containing protein. The coding region runs from base 1 to 1587 and encodes 528 amino acids. Gene Ontology annotation, molecular function: DNA-binding transcription factor activity, RNA polymerase II-specific; zinc ion binding. Gene Ontology annotation, biological process: regulation of DNA-templated transcription. NCBI's taxonomy places the organism in Eukaryota, Fungi, Ascomycota, Eurotiomycetes, Eurotiales, Aspergillaceae. The record is from RefSeq and is a predicted model, not a curated record. The transcript has 2 exons.
AUGAACAGAUUACCCAUUCGAUCUGGCCGUCUCGGCCGACCCAAGUCUAAGACGGGGUGCGCUACUUGCAAGGCCCGCCGAGUUCGAUGUGGAGAAGAGAAGCCACAUUGCUUGAAGUGCACUAGCACCGGUCGCAAGUGUUCUUACAUUUCGAAACUUGCACCAAGGAUUGACUCGCCGCCGCGCCAACUCGCUCUAUCUUCACAGGGAUGGCGAGAGCGGCGCGCAUUUGAAUAUUACUUCCACCAAGCUGGUCCGGCACUCUCUGGUGUUCUUGAUGUUGCAUUCUGGAGAGGCUCUGUCCUGCAAAUUUGUCGCAUGGAACCGGCAAUCUGGGAUGCCAUUAUUUCGCUCAGCUCGCUGUAUGAGCGGCCCCCAAUCCACAAUGCUUCGCCCUUUCGGCUCAUUAACAACCCCGCCGAAGUUGAGCAUUCCUACCAUCGUGAAGCCCUUGUUUGGUAUUCGCGCUCACUGGCUACUGUGCAGCAACGUAUCGACCAGGGUGUGGCAGAUUUGACGGUCUCACUCAUCAGCUGCAUCCUGUUCAUUGCCAUUGAGCUCUUGCAGGGUAAUCGACCUGCUGCCUUGAAUUUAACUAGACAAGGGAUGCAGAUGAUGAUCUACGCGAUGGCACCCACAGGGCUGAAUUCCAUAAAUGGAGGCUCUAUAAAUCGCGCAAUUCUCACGUCGGUCAUCAAGCCUAUUUUCCAGCGGUUAGAUACCUGGGCUCUAAUUAUAGACGGCGUGCCCACCACCAGGGUCAACUGGUCAUUUGCUUACGAUACCUCAAAUGUCCAACUGACAUCGUUUGAUGAGGCCAGAAAUGUUCUCAAUGGGCUUGUUGCAGAGAUGAAAAUCCUCAAUAUUGACACCAAGCGACUUUGGACGUACCCAGUGGACAGACGACUAUUGGAUUCUCAAGUCCUUGUAACAAAACAACGACAUUUAAAGAAUAGUCUAAACCAGUGGCAUCGGUCUUUCCUAUCUCUGGCCCUUUGUAACCAGGAUGUGAGUGGGAGGGGUGGAGAUGCGCUCCUGCUCACGACCUAUUACAGUGUUCUCAUAGAGAUCCAAACUUGUCUUGAUCCAGAUCAAUCCGCAUAUGAUGCAUUUGAAGCCGAAUUUACGCAGAUCAUUAAUUAUGCGUCUAUAGCGAUUGCUGCCACAAAAGAUUCUGAAGGCCAACAACCCGCUUUCAUCUUCGAAAUGGGGGUCUUCCUCCCACUCUUCAUCACCGCUCUCAAGUGUCGGUUCCCUCAAUUACGUCGUCAAGCCUUGUCUCUCUUAAGUGAUGCUCCACCGGUACAGGGGCUGUUCAUGUGCAAGCCUGCAGCUCAUGCAGUGGCGGUUCUUGUGGCACUGGAGGAAGAUCCUAGCACAGCUCAUGACAUUACUGAAGUGAGCGAAAUACUCGCCAAACCAGGAUGUAUUCCAUCCUUGCGAAAUCGUAUCUGGGAAUUCAAUGUUUCGUCCAACAUAGAUUCAGGACAUACUCAGAAUUGGCUCCAUUAUAGUCUACGUGACUUUGAUCAGAGUGAGAUCCGAUUUAUCCAACAUGCUAUGCUCUUUCCUGGAGCUCAGUCAUGA